CGCGCCGCUCCCAGGCGUCCUCGCAAGGUCGCUUUUCGGGGCGGGAGCGCGCAUUAAGUGGUAAGAUCCUAGUUCGUGGGCGCGCCCUGUCCUUUUGCCUUGGUACCAGCCGCGACAUGUCGGGGUACACUCCGGAUGAGAAACUGCGGCUGCAGCAGCUGCGAGAGCUGAGAAGACGAUGGCUGAAGGACCAGGAGCUGAGCCCUCGGGAGCCAGUGCUGCCCCCACGGAAGCUGUGGCCCGUGGAGGCAUUCUGGAAUAAGUUUUUGCAGAAUGGAAGCCCCUGGAGGAACAUGGUCUAUAAGGUAUACCGACACAGUCUCUUUGCUUUUACUCAUGUACUUAUACCGGUCUGGAUUAUUCAUUAUUAUCUCAAGUAUCAUGUGACUACAAAACCAUAUGCCAUCGUUGAAAGCAAGCCCAGAAUAUUCCCAGGUGAUACAAUUCUGGAAACUGGAGAAGUAAUUCCACCAAUGAAAGAAUUCCCUGAUCAGCAUCAUUGAAGAUUACUUAAAAAUAUCAAAGGCUUAUGAGCUCAAGUUUAUUCCUAUAUUACCAUAUUUACUGAACAUAUUUUCUGGAAAAGUAGCUUUAAUAAAGUUUACUCUGAGAAA
Messenger RNA from Lemur catta (Ring-tailed lemur), 614 nucleotides. RefSeq names its product NADH:ubiquinone oxidoreductase subunit B6 (gene NDUFB6). The record is from RefSeq and is a predicted model, not a curated record. Gene Ontology annotation, biological process: mitochondrial ATP synthesis coupled electron transport; mitochondrial electron transport, NADH to ubiquinone. Lineage: Eukaryota; Metazoa; Chordata; Mammalia; Primates; Lemuridae. Bases 117 to 503 code for a protein of 128 amino acids. The transcript is spliced from 4 exons.